Molecule: messenger RNA, 1185 nt
Organism: Trichomonas vaginalis G3
Lineage: Eukaryota; Parabasalia; Trichomonadida; Trichomonadidae
Product: protein serine/threonine kinase protein
Exons: 1
Coding region: 1-1185 (394 amino acids)
Biological process (GO): intracellular signal transduction; protein phosphorylation
Cellular component (GO): cytoplasm
Molecular function (GO): ATP binding; protein serine/threonine kinase activity
Source: RefSeq, a predicted model, not a curated record
AUGACUUUCCAAACCAUUAUCGCGCCUUCUUAUAUAGGGCCCUACAAGUUUAGGAAAACUAUAGGUGAAGGUGCAUUCUCUGUGGUUAAGUUGGCAAUCAACGAGGCUACAAAACAAUUCUUCGCGUGUAAGAUUGUGCCACGCUCCUCAUUAAACUCGAAAGAAUUGGAAGAUAGAUUUGAAAUAGAAAUCAGAAUAAAUCAACAAAUUCAUCAUCGCGGAGUUGUUCAAAUUAUCGAUCUGUUAUCGGACGAAAUGAAUUACUAUAUAUUUAUGGAGUUUUGCCCAAGCGGAGAAUUGUUUAAAUAUAUUGUCGAUAGAGGUAAACUUCCAGAAAAUGAAGCACAAAUUAUUUUACAUCAGAUUUUGUCUACUUUAGCUUUUGUUCAUUCGUUAGGAAUAGCUCAUAGAGAUCUCAAACCAGAAAACUUACUCUUUGAUCCAUACGGAAGAAUCAAAAUAAGCGAUUUUGGCUUGUCCAGAUUUGUCGGCGGAGGAGGUUUAGUUGAAACCCCUUGCGGCUCCCCAUGCUAUGCAUCACCAGAAUGUUUAAGUGGCGAGCCCUAUGACGGUAGAAAGAGCGAUUUAUGGAGCCUUGGAGUUAUUUUAUAUGCGAUGGUUACAGGGCAACUCCCCUGGACAAAACGUACUCAAGAACAGUUAUUCAUUCAGAUAAGAAGUGGAGACUUUAUAAUCCCUUCGUAUUUAACUCCUGAGUGUCAGGAAAUGAUUUCAAGUUUAAUGUCAGUAGAUCCUCUAAAAAGAGUUUCUGCCGCUGAUGCACUUAAACUACCAUGGUUGACCUCAGUUCAUCCUGAUUUAACUGGGGAUCAAGGACAACAAUUAACGAUGGUUAGUCUUAAAAAAGUCGAUGAAUUCUUUAAUCAGGGAAGCAAAGAUUUGAAUUUAACUGGCGUGAAGCCAGAAGAACUCGGCCAAAUGGCUUCCCAACGCCCUACAGAUUAUAAUUUCAUCGUUAAAGAAAUCAAAAAUUCACACAGAUUACCUUCACUUACGCAACCGAUUAGGCGCUCUCAAUUACAUCCAUUAGUCCCAUCCUCGGUGCUUUUUAACAAAACAAAAAAGCCUGUUUCUCGCGCGACCGUAGAAGUCGAAAAACCAGUUUCUCUACCAAAACUCGGUAAGAAACCCACUGCGAAAAACGGGAUUUCCGUGCUUAUAUAA